UCGCACACUACACACUACACAGUACAGUGUUCAGUGUUCAGUCUGCGCUCGACCGCCGCACGCGAAGCACGCGUCAGUGACGCUCCUUACUCUGACAGUUGUCGUGAUCGUGUUAUGUUCUCGUAUCGGAACUAUGGUGUAUCCCCAUGAAAAUGUGGAGUGAUUUCCAGGGCUCGGGCGGCGGGUGCGGCGCCAAACGGCGCGCCGGCUCCCCGUGCGAGGCCGGCGGUAAAGUCGCGCGCUGGGAGGACUCCAUAGCUCGGCUGGAGGCGGUGGCCGCGGGCGCGGGCGGCGGAGAGUGCUGGCGGGCCGAGGACGAGGAGAGGCGAGCCUGUCGCCGGAGGUGGUGCGGCGGCUGGUGCGGGGCUCACGACACCAUUCGCGCGGAGAACGGCAAGUCCUACCUCGAAUUGGGGGGAGCCGCCGCCCGCGCUUGCUGCGACGGCCGCGCCGCCGGCCGCUGCGCCUCCAGGCGCUGCUACCGCGAAAGACGACUCAAGAUGAUGAACCUGUGCGCGCUCAAGCUUGCGCGCUUCCGCCAGACCGCGGACCCCUCGCUGCGGCGAUCCGUGCUGGUCUGCAACACGCUCAGGGGCAUCGAAAGGGAGAUGGAGCGCGAGAGCGCCGAAGAGACGCCCGCGCCCCCGGAGGCCAGCGGGCCGACGCUCGGAUUCGGCGGGGCCGCGAGGUGCGAGCUGCUGGGUGCCAGGGAUCCCGCCGCGGGUCGAGCUACGCCCUUUCCCGCGCCACCCGCGCCCGACCGGGACUCCGGGUACGGCGACGAGGAGCAGCGCACCAUCGACUGGGGCUCGGUGCUGAGCCUGUCGUCCCGUUCGGCGCUCGAUCCCCCGGAGGACGCGUGGCCGGACGACUGGGGCUGGAGCGAGGACAGCUUCGUGCGGUUGCUGGUGCCCACGAGUUAGUGGUCGGCGCGCGGGCAGGACGCGCCCGCGCCGCACUAAGCGCCUGUGAUAGCGGGCCGGGGAGGCUCGCGGGCCGCGCCAGCUGAGGCCGGCCGCGCGGUCGGCGAGGGGCUCCGUCCGCGCCGCCCGCGCCUCUCAUCUAGUCGGCGCCACGCCGCCACAGUCACUAGUUAGUGUUAUGUGAUUAUUACUGGGAAGGUGCUAGCUUCGGACGACACGCGGGACUUGAUCGCGAGCCGAGUUAUUUUUGAUAGUUUUUUUUUCUUUAAGUGGACGAUGACGGAGAGUGGAGUGACUUAGCCGAAGACCUUGUCGCCGUUCGUAUGGAGACUCGUGUUUAAAAAUUUUGUUGAAAUUAUUGUGUAAUUGAUUAAUUAAAUAUAUGCUAUAUUUAUUACGUUGAGAGAGAGAGAGUUGUGGGGAUUUAAAAUUAUUUCUGUCUUGAUAUUUUCUAUCUGAUGUAUUAUCUAUGACGGGGCGUGACUGCUGGUGGGUUGUAUAAAGUCUAAGCUGUAAUCCACUGCCGAGGGCCGGGGCCGGUGCCGGGGCCGGUGCUCGUCGGUGUCAUCUUCAUAGUCUUCACUGUGUCAGUUUUUUCGUCGCUCGGUUUUCAUUGAAUUCCUUCGACCGUAGGAUCACGUCUCUGACAUGGACUCGCGACCUUCGUCAGACUAGUGUGGACAGGUGCCGAAUGGUAGCAGCCUUGUAGUGUUAGGUUGCUUUAGCAGAGAUUAUUUCGUUUUAAUUGUACUUACACGAAUGCUGAACUUCAUCGGCAGCUUCAGGCGCUGAACGUGGUGUCAAUUAACCAGCCUUAUCGCCACGCAAUACGGAAUUCAUAUCGAAUCGUCGUCUUGCGUUCUUCAACUCACAUUCAGACGCGAUUCAGGUUAUCGUGUACACGAAGUUUCGAGACACUUCACCGACGGAAUUGUUAGACAACCCGACCCGACGACCGCCAUCCGAGACGCCCCAUGGAAACGUAAAAUUAAAUGCAAUAGAUCGUUUAUUAAAUAUAUGGAAAUAUAUAAUUUUUAAAUGUAUUCUCUACUAACAGUUAAAUGCAGUUCCUAAUAUGUAAUGUGUUAUAUUAUUAAGGUAUUAAACAUUAUUUCAUCUAUGUCAUUUUAAUUUUGGUGACUCGUCGGAUGGCCGUCGUUGCUCGGAGUCCUGUGGAACACGCUCGAUGUUAUAGCGUAUAAGUUAAAUCCUUAUUUGGAUAGAUCCGCGUAGAAUGCAAUGUGAUUUGAUACAUCGGAAUAAUUUGCUGUCAUUCCAAUAGCGCACACAACCCGCCCUCUCCAGGGGAGGUGUGAAACCCGGUGACGUCAUCGAUGGAUGCGAUGACGUCACUCGUCAACGUUAGGACCCCGCUGGCGAUGUCGGGUUGGUUAUUCCGCGCGAAAUGGGACCCCAAGACUCCAAUUACUAUCGGUGCUUGUAAUUACUCGGCCUUUUCGGGCACGCGGACAUUGCGGACAAAAUUAACCGAUUUGCUAGACGAGCUUAAAGGUUCUGUGCUAUCGACAUCGAAUGUUUAGAAUACGUGUGGAUCGAUUGUUUUUGUGCGUGACGAUCACCGACGUAGAGGAGGCCGGAGGUCCCAGGAACGCGGCACGGAGACUGCAUGGACCAAACAUACCUACCCAGCACGACUUUUAAUAGGUUAAAGUACAAAUUUCAAUAAAAAUAAGUGCUCCGGCGCAUGUUUGUCCACCGUUGUCAAUUACUCAAAUAUAUGAAUUGUGAUUCGGUAGCUAAUGAGAUAAAAAGAAACGAUGUUCUUUAAUGUAGUGUAAAUAUUAUAUACUGAGUUGGGCAUUACGGCGCGGUGGCCGCUCCGAGCGCGGCGUUGUACAUACAGUUUGUAACAUUAUAGUUAUAUUGAUCGGCGGGCGCUAGCUCUGCCGCGCGGCGUCGCCCGUUCCCGUCUCUAAUUAACGACAUCUGUUCUGUCCAAUACACUCGUACAGAUAUACAAGUAACAUAAUUCAUUUUUUUUAUAUAUGAUAGGAUGUCACAAAACGUUGCCAGUACAUUUCUUGAGGAUGCCUAGUUAGUUAUAAUGGAUGGGUUUUAAACUCUCUAGUAAGUGGUGCACUGGACGAUGGUUCAGUUCAGGACUCUCCUUGUUUCCGAACGGAUUUCUUUGCAUACUCACCUAUCUAGAUGUAUUUUGUUUCGGUUUCUUGAACUUGUCCGUAUGGUUGGUUGUGAUGGUUUACUUAAGUAAGUUAGCGAAAUAUGGGUAAAUGAUUCUAUUUGAAGUUAAUAUACUUAACACGUUUGUACUAAAACUAGCCUACAUCUUUAUAUACGUGUUGCGGAGCGCCCGCGGUCGAGCAUUUUUUAUUGAAAUGUACUUAAAAGUUAAUUAAUUAGACGUGACUACAAUUAAGAUUUUUGUUUUAAGUUAAAAUUACCUUGACUGUACCAAUUAGAAUAAUGAAACGCCGGCGCUCGCAACACAUAUAUGAUAUACUAUAUGCUUGCAAUUAUGUACAAAAUGACAGAUAUAAAUAAAUGAUAAUAAAAAAAAAACAUUUUUCUACAUUACAUAAUCUAUCCAUUGCAUUAAAUGUUUUUUCUUGAAAUACCUAUGUAUGUGAAGAAAAUUGUAAAUUUAUAUAUAUGUAUCGUGCUCAAUAUGGGACAGUCGGUGCGAAUUCUGAUGUUUGUCUGUCAAAUUUUAAAAUGAUGUACAAAUAAGGGGGUAUUUAGUGUUGUGAGGGCAGCAAUAAUAGUGAGCGGCACAUCGCCCGUGACGUCACACCGCCCGUGACGUCACAAGCUGCGGACGCUUCAUAGAAGGGCCUCGGCGACAUACGUAAACUUAUAAACAUUUCUAAGUGUAAUUUUCUUAGUGUCUUCAUUGCCAUUGGUUACCAAAAAAACGACAGGAUGUUUUUUUAUUUGUUUGUUUGUUUGUUAUUAAACUUUCUUGUAUAUUAAUUAUAGAAGAAAAUACUCCCGUUCUAGAAAAGAAUUGUAAAAAAAAAAACAAUUUUGAAUAAAACUGUGUCAUACAUCGAAUAGUUAUUUAUGCGUUCCUCAUGUUAAGAGCUGUUCAAGAUUGUUUCUCGUAUGUUCUAAUGUAAGAUAUACUGUAAUAUAAUUAUUGUUUAAGAUGUUGUGUCGAAAAUAACAAGAACAGGAAUAAUUUUUGUGAAACAAUGGCACAAAGAAUUAACAUACAUAUUAUAUAUAUUAUAGAAACAGGAAUGUGUCUAUAAGAGCAAUUUUUAUAAUAAAUAUUUACUGUUGAUGAAA
Messenger RNA from Danaus plexippus (monarch butterfly), 4193 nucleotides. RefSeq lists its product as uncharacterized. Gene Ontology annotation, cellular component: nucleus. Bases 147 to 923 code for a protein of 258 amino acids. The transcript has 2 exons. The record is from RefSeq and is a predicted model, not a curated record. Gene Ontology annotation, molecular function: transcription regulator activity. NCBI's taxonomy places the organism in Eukaryota, Metazoa, Arthropoda, Insecta, Lepidoptera, Nymphalidae.